Alternaria atra is the source of this 786-nucleotide messenger RNA. RefSeq lists its product as uncharacterized. The transcript is spliced from 3 exons. NCBI's taxonomy places the organism in Eukaryota, Fungi, Ascomycota, Dothideomycetes, Pleosporales, Pleosporaceae. Gene Ontology annotation, cellular component: plasma membrane. Gene Ontology annotation, biological process: transmembrane transport. Gene Ontology annotation, molecular function: water channel activity. Bases 1 to 786 code for a protein of 261 amino acids. The record is from RefSeq and is a predicted model, not a curated record.
AUGUUCAACGACAAAGAGACCGACUCCGGUCUCCCCUUUCAUGAGCCAUCAACUGCACCUCCCUCGGAAGAUCGAAGAAAGCAUCAUGUCAUACGCACAGAAAUCACAGCUUUCUUGGGAGAGCUAAUCGGAACCUUCAUGUUUCUAUCCUUGGCUUUCACUGGUACUCAGAUCGCGCUCAAUGCCGCCGGCACCAACGACUUGACGGCGAGCUCAAACCCCAUUCCCGACGUUGGAAAGCUUCUCUACAUUGCCUUCGCUUUUGGUGUCUCUCUGGCUAUCAACGUCGCCAUAUUCGCCGACGUCAGUGGCGGUAAAUUCAAUCCAGCAGUUACUGCCGCCUUGUGGCUCACACGAAAGAUUCAUUGGCACCGUGCGCUCCAGACUAUCAUAGCGCAGAUGAUAGCUGCCAUCGCUGCAGCAGGCUUCGUCUCCGGUCUUUUGCCCGGCGAUCUUACCAUCGACACAAAGCUCGACGCAUCGAUUUCCGUAACGCGAGGGUUAUUCUUAGAAGCAUUCGUCACAGCGCAGCUUAUUUUAAGCAUUCUCAUGCUGGAGGCCGGAUCAUCGAAACCAAUGUACAUUGGCUUAUCACUGUUCAUUGCAGAAAUGUGCAGUGUGUACUUUACCGGCGGCAGUUUAAACCCCGCACGAAGCUUUGGUCCGGCGGUUGUUGUAGGAUUCACUAGUUACCAUUGGAUUUAUUGGGUAGGUCCACUAGGAGGAGCAGCCGUGGCGAGCGGAGCCUAUGCACUGAUAAAUUUUGUACGGCGAGACCAGUUAUAA